AUGGAUGGAUGGGAUAAUUUUUCCUCUUGCAACCCUUUUGAAACCGAAAGAUGUACACCCGUCCCAGCACAGAGCCCUAGUGGACCAAAUGAUUUCUCUUGUCAGCAGUUACAUACUAAGAAGAUUAUUCAUGGAGAUAUCAAACCACCAAACUUUCUACAUUGCUCCGGUGACCAACUUCGUCUAUGCGACUUUAGUGAGGGAUUGAGAUUUGAUGAAGAUCUCAGCAACUGGAAUGGAAUGACAACAGCAAACUACAUAUCACCACAUCGCACCCGACUUUGGCCUGGUAGUGCAUCAGAGCCGCCGCAAACAAUUGAAGAUGAUCUUUAUGGGCUUGGUGUUAGCAUCUGGGAGCUGUAUACUGGGAAGGUUCCUUUUGAUGGCUGGUACGAGGAUGGUAUUUUGUGGGCUCUUCAGCGGGGCGAAACUGUCAAUGUAAAUGAGAUCAAGGACGAGGAAGUAAAAGCCGUGAUCUGUGAAUAUUUGAGAAUUGGGGGUGCAAAGGUUUGA
Molecule: messenger RNA, 513 nt
Organism: Ophidiomyces ophidiicola
Lineage: Eukaryota; Fungi; Ascomycota; Eurotiomycetes; Onygenales; Onygenaceae
Exons: 1
Coding region: 1-513 (170 amino acids)
Biological process (GO): MAPK cascade; protein phosphorylation
Molecular function (GO): ATP binding; MAP kinase kinase activity
Source: RefSeq, a predicted model, not a curated record